Messenger RNA from Papilio xuthus (Asian swallowtail), 2777 nucleotides. RefSeq names its product ATP-dependent RNA helicase me31b (gene me31B). The coding region runs from base 387 to 1715 and encodes 442 amino acids. The record is from RefSeq and is a predicted model, not a curated record. NCBI's taxonomy places the organism in Eukaryota, Metazoa, Arthropoda, Insecta, Lepidoptera, Papilionidae. The transcript is spliced from 8 exons. Gene Ontology annotation, molecular function: nucleic acid binding; RNA helicase activity; ATP binding.
GUCCAUCAGUAUUAACUUCAAGAAAUUUUGCUACUGAUUACCCCCAGUAUACGGCCGCCAUAUUAAAUUGGAACAUUGAAUAGAACAUUUAUCUUCGAACAUCUCUUCAAUCUUACUUUGUAUUUGUUUUCGUCAUUUUAGGUUCUAUGUCUUUUGUUACUUGUUAUACCAGCUUACUGUUAGUUUCGAUCCUCGACAAAAUAGAAAUUAUAUGCCUGCAGUUGUUCUAUAGGUAUCCCUCGGAUAAGUUGGUGAACGUGAAAAACUUUUCAUAGCAUAUGUAUCUAAAAGUGAUUUGUCGUAAAAAUUGUUUAGUGUUGGACUUGGAUAAAUAUUUGUGAUAAGGUUCUAAUUUUAGUGACUCCUAGUGGAAGUUUGUUGAAAAAAUGAUGACCGAAAAUAGAAUUAGUUCAAGUAAUCACGUUGGAAACAGUAUGAAUAACCAGACGAAGGGAGAUGUAGAUAAAACUGUGGAAGACAAAGGAUGGAAAUCGAAAUUAAAAAUACCCCCCAAAGACAGAAGAAUAAAGACCAGUGAUGUGACGGAUACAAGAGGUAAUGAAUUUGAAGAGUUUUGCCUAAAGAGAGAGCUACUGAUGGGUAUAUUUGAGAAGGGAUGGGAAAAGCCUUCACCUAUUCAAGAGGCUGCAAUCCCUGUUGCCCUAAGCGGAAAAGAUGUACUUGCACGAGCAAAGAAUGGAACUGGCAAAACAGGAGCUUAUUGUAUUCCAGUGUUAGAACAGGUUGAUCCAAAAAAAGAUGCUAUUCAAGCGUUAGUUGUGGUCCCAACUAGAGAGCUAGCACUACAGACAUCACAAAUUUGCAUUGAACUGGCAAAACACACAGAUAUCCGCGUAAUGGUUACCACAGGAGGCACCAACCUUAGGGAUGACAUUAUGCGUAUAUAUCAAAAUGUUCAAGUAAUAAUUGCUACACCUGGUCGUAUGAUUGAUCUCAUGGAUAAACAAGUAGCUAAGAUGGAUCAGUGCAGGAUGUUGGUUCUUGAUGAAGCAGAUAAAUUACUGUCACAAGACUUUAAAGGCAUGCUGGACAUGGUUAUUUGUCGGCUACCCAAAGAACGCCAGAUCUUGCUAUUCUCAGCCACAUUUCCAUUGAGUGUAAAGCAGUUCAUGGAGAAGCACCUUAGGGAGCCAUAUGAAAUUAACCUCAUGGAAGAGCUUACACUUAAAGGAGUCACACAGUACUAUGCAUUUGUUCAAGAAAGACAAAAAGUGCAUUGCUUAAAUACACUUUUUUCAAAGCUGCAAAUAAAUCAAUCCAUUAUAUUCUGCAAUUCAACUCAGCGAGUGGAGCUGCUGGCUAAGAAAAUAACGGAGUUGGGUUAUUGUUGCUAUUACAUACACGCGCGCAUGGCGCAGGCGCACCGCAACCGCGUGUUCCACGACUUCCGCGCCGGCCUCUGCCGCAACCUCGUGUGCUCUGACCUCUUCACCAGGGGUAUCGACGUGCAGGCGGUCAAUGUGGUCAUCAACUUCGACUUCCCGCGCAUGGCCGAGACAUACCUGCACCGCAUCGGCCGCUCUGGGCGCUUCGGCCACCUGGGUAUCGCGAUCAAUCUGAUCACCUAUGAGGACCGGUACACUCUGCACCGCAUCGAGCUGGAGCUGAAUACCGAAAUCAAGCCUAUCCCGAAGGUGAUUGACCCCGCGCUAUACGUGGCGCGCGCCGACGAGGACGACUCGGCCGAGAAGUAACGCCGUGCCGCUGCGCGUCGAUAUUCGCACACAAAAAACAUCUGGACUUACUGACUGGUGAACUGAAUUAGUAGAUAUAAAAACAAAAACAAAAAACUUAUUUGUAAAAAGUGAUUUAUUGUAACAAAAUGUGCGUGUAAAUAGUUUAUCGUGAAAUAAGACUCGAUACCCCGUGUGGGUUAACUUUUUUAAAGUGUAUAUAUAAAUAAACACGGACUACGAAAGGCAUCCUGCGCCCUUUAUCCAUAUUGGAUACUGUGCGCGGUUUCCUACAUUGUUGAAACGUAAAAUAUUUAUCUGAAUCCUUGCUGUGUGAGUCUAUCUAGAUUUGUCCAUGAUCUUAACAUAAAUUGUGAUAGACUUCUUACAUGUGUCCAAGUGUCCUACCCAUAUUGGUAACAGAGCUAGCACCAGUUUCAUUUUAUAGAAUAGUCUUUCCCAAGUGAUUGUGUCGUCUGGGGUAUGGGUAGGCGAUAAGACUAGCUCAGACAAAUAUUGAUAAAUGAGAAAAAAAUUAAUUCUGUGUCAAAAACAUUGCCUCUGGCCGCUUGGGGCAAUGAUUCUUUUCAUCAAGCCGCAUUUGAAUUAAAUCUGGCUAAAAUAAUGAUUUGGACUGAAUAAGGUAUUUGGAUAUGUUGAUUGUAAGAUGUAUGAUUGUGGUUUUCUUUAUUAUUUAGGUCAAUGAUGUUUUGUUAUCUUAGCCAGAUUUUAAUGUUACAGAUACAAGUCAUAGUUGAGUUCUAUCUUACAAGCGGUUUGUCACAGUGUGGGUAUGUGAAGCAUACCAUUUCAAGCAAAGCUUAGGUGGGCAUUAUUUUUGGAGCAAAAAAACUAUUUUGUAGCUAAUUUUUCUUAACAACAAGAUAUAUUCUAAAAAUACAGAUGAAAAAUUACCUUACUUUGGCCUACCUUAGCUUUUGUAAUAUUUUUUAAUUUCGCCUGUGACCAACUAACAAGGCAGGGCAAUGAGAAGACUCUGUUGCGGCUUGCAGAUGCGACGCAUUGCCACGUCUGGGGGAUUUCAUUUAGAGAGUUUUUGUGUUCCAUUAUUACAAAAAAAAA